GUAUCUAUUUCUUUCACGCUUAAGUGUUGUAAAACAAAUCUAAAAUUCACCACGUUUUCUACGAAAGUAUGCAUACGUUUCAUGUGCAAAGUUUGCUUUGCUUUGUAACUGGUAGCAGUUUUUCAGUAAUAAACUGGAACGUGGAAAAAGGUGUUUUAAGGUGGAAAGUAUUAAAAUAUUUAAAGUAAAUAAAAACUUUUCGCAUUAUUAAGUUUUCUGCACUGGGAUGUGUGGAAUAAAAAUUCUUAAAGAUACAAAUAUAAGGACAUAGAUCUAAUGUGCCCAUUCAUGCAAACAAUAAGAUACAUUAUUUGGCGGUAAAGAAGAAGUAAGAACACAUCUGAUCUGUAAUUAUGGAAUCGUUAAAUGGAUCUGUAGUCACACCCGUUGAUAAUAUGUCUAAUCAUCACAUAAAUCCGCCCGAACGUCGUUGCGAGAAUCCAGAUUGCAAUGUGGUUAAGUUAGUGUCUAUGGUGCCGAAACGUAAAACCACCCAAUUUAUUUCUGAACCUAUGGUUAUGGAGAAACCAAUGCUGGUAAAUGGAUUUACGUCGGUUUUCCAAGUAGACGGCAGCUCCGCUAAGUUAAUGGACAUAAAAAAUCCGAGUGGCGAUAGUGCCACCAAAGCUAUUUAUCGCAUUGUGCCUAACACUCAUGUUCAUGUAGUUAAUUAUGUGGUAGUAGAUACAGAUGAGGCCUAUUUGCGUAAAAUUAGUAAGAAUGAUCCGGCUACCAUGCAGAAAUUGUUAGCCUCACAAAAGGAAAGCGCUGAUCAAAUGUUAAAGAAAUUAAUGACUGGACAAGGGAAUGCAGGUCUUGUGGCUCCUACAACCGCACCUCUCGUUUCAACGGUAAACGCAUUGCCUAUGCAAAGUUCGGCAAGCUCUUUGACUAAUGUAUCUACCACUCCAGUAACCAGCGGUACUGUAAUGCCCGCGUUAAAUAGCAACUCGUCGCCUAUAAAAUUACCUGUACGCAUGCAUCCGAACUUGAAGAUAACUGCAGUAGCCAGCGCAGAAAGUGUGCCUACAUUGACUGGUAUUGCUUCAUCCAGUGUGAUGACGCCUGCUAUUCCCACAUCUACAGUUUCUCCCUACAUAACCCCGGUACCUUUAGCUAGUUUACAGAAUGCAGCGCCUUCGUCUGGACCAAAACAACCUGUGCAACCAAUAAUAGCUAUGCCCUUAUCAGGACCUCUAUCAUGUGUUACCUCUCCAGUUAUUGCGGAUACUGUGGACAAACCGGUUUUCGAUAAAAUGCAAGCUGAACUCCAAGAACUUCGACGAACUGUGACCAUGUUGGCUGAAGCUCAAGCAAAAAAUCAGCAACAGCAACAGAUAACCACACAACGUCAUGCGAAAAGAUCUCGAACUAUUUCCUCCAAAAUCGUCUCAUAAUUUGUGUUGAUUUCAGCAAUGGAUAAAUCUAAGUUUUCCUGUGCUUUAAGUUUGCCCAAGUUAGGAACUUUAAUCACAUAAUACUUAAAGAGUUGUAUUUGCAAAUUACUGAUUUGAACACCUUUAACUACAUUGGAUGUGCAAAUAUUUUAUUUAAUAUAUGGACGUGGAAAUUAAUCUUCCGUGAUCAUUUAA
This is a messenger RNA of Glossina fuscipes, 1592 nucleotides long. RefSeq lists its product as uncharacterized. The coding region runs from base 354 to 1397 and encodes 347 amino acids. The transcript has 3 exons. Lineage: Eukaryota; Metazoa; Arthropoda; Insecta; Diptera; Glossinidae. The record is from RefSeq and is a predicted model, not a curated record.